Fusarium musae is the source of this 882-nucleotide messenger RNA. RefSeq names its product putrescine aminopropyltransferase (gene SPE3). Gene Ontology annotation, biological process: spermidine biosynthetic process. The transcript is spliced from 4 exons. Lineage: Eukaryota; Fungi; Ascomycota; Sordariomycetes; Hypocreales; Nectriaceae. Gene Ontology annotation, molecular function: spermidine synthase activity. The record is from RefSeq and is a predicted model, not a curated record. Bases 1 to 882 code for a protein of 293 amino acids. Gene Ontology annotation, cellular component: cytosol.
AUGUCUUCCGAGGAGAUCACCCACCCUACCAUCAAGGAUGGCUGGUUCCGAGAGAUCUCGGACAUGUGGCCCGGCCAUGCCAUGACCCUCCGCGUCGAGAAGGUCCUCGUCCACGAGAAGAGCAAGUACCAGGAUGUCCUCAUCUUCAAGUCCACCGACUUUGGCAACGUUCUGGUUCUCGACAACGUUAUCCAGUGCACCGAGCGUGACGAGUUCUCCUACCAGGAGAUGAUCGCCCACCUCGCCCUCAACUCCCACCCCAACCCCAAGAAGGUUCUUGUCAUUGGCGGUGGUGAUGGCGGUGUUCUCCGUGAGAUCGUCAAGCACGACUGUGUUGAGGAGGCCACCCUCUGCGACAUCGACGAGGCUGUUGUCCGCCUCUCCAAGGAGCACCUCCCCUCCAUGGCCUGCGGUUUCGACCACCCCAAGUCCAAGACCCACAUUGGCGAUGGCUUCAAGUUCCUCAACGACUACAAGAACGAGUUCGACGUCAUCAUCACCGACUCCUCCGAUCCCGAUGGUCCCGCCGAGGCUCUCUUCCAGAAGAGCUACUUCCAGCUCCUCCACGACGCUCUCCGCGAGGGCGGCGUCAUUACUACUCAAGCCGAGAGCCCCUGGCUUCACCUCCCCCUCAUCACCCGCCUCAAGAAGGACUGCCAGGCUAUCUUCCCUGUCGCCGAGUACGCCUACACCACCAUCCCUACCUACCCCUCCGGUCAGAUUGGCUUCAUGGUCUGCUCCAAGGACCCCAAGGCCGAUGUCAAGACACCUCUCCGAUCCUGGACGAAGGAGGAGGAGGACGCCAAGUGCCGAUACUACUCUGCUGAGAUCCACAAGGCCAGCUUCGUCCUUCCCAAGUUCGCCCAGAAGGCUCUUGAGUAA